CGGGGGGGCCUCCCCGAGGAGCCCCUGGGCGGGGGGGCGCAGCGCUUCCGCCGGCUCCGCUACCGGGAGUGCCAGGGGCCGCGGGGCGUCUGCAGCCGCCUGCAGCAGCUGUGCCGGGAGUGGCUGAAGCCCGAGCGGCGCAGCAAGGCCCAGGUGGUGGACCUGGUGAUCCUGGAGCAGUUCCUGGCCGUGCUGCCGGCGGAGAUGGCGAGCUGGGUGCGGGAGUGCGGCGCGGAGAGCUGUUCGCAGGCGGUGGCCCUGGCCGAGGGCUUCCUGCUGAGCCAGGCGGAGGCGGAGCGAGGGCAGCGGAUGCAGGAGCCGCUGAGGAAGGAGGUUGUGGUGCCUCCUGAAGGCAGGGAAGCUCUCCCUGGUCCCUCUUUGGAGCAGCUGUGGGGAAGGAUCUCUGAGGAGGAUCCAGCUGGGGUCCCGCUGCCACCCACAGGCAAUGGAAGGCUGUUGAUGGCAAUUGCUGAAAUACCUCCUCUUUGUGGUGGAGCAGCAACAGCUCAGGGCUUGGUAUCCUUUGAGGAGGUGGCUGUGUAUUUCACAGAGGAGGAGUGGACAUUGCUGGACCCCAGCCAGAGAGCCUUACACAGGGAAGUCAUGCUGGAGAAUUCUAGGAAUGUGGCCACUCUGGGUUAUGAGCAGGAGCAUGAGAGUUACAAGGAGCCCAGCAUAGUGCUAUUACAAAUUAUGAAGCCUGAAGAAGGGAUGUUUGGAAAUCGGGGGGAAUCACAAAGGCGUAAGAAAAGGUGCAUAACAAAUGGAGGGGUGAGAUCUCCGUCUGGAUCCAGUGAAGUCCAUGACCUCCCAAACCAGCAAGUUCACCAAGGAGAAGAAAAGGGAAAAUACUGCAGAUGUGGCAAAACAGACAAAGAGACAUCUGAUUUCAGUAAACAUUCUACAACUCAGAGUAAAGAGGAACAAUAUCAAUAUCAAGAACAUGGCCAAAGUAUCAGUCAUAUCUCUUCUCCUGCUUUACAUCACCAAUUGUACAUCAAAGAGACACCACAUGCAUUUAUAAAUUGUGGGGAAAAUUUCAGUUUGAGCGGUCAUCUUAUUUCCCAUAAAGAGGAGAAACUGUAUGAGUGUGGAAAUGGUUUCAGUAAGAAGCAAUUGCUUAUUUUACCCCAAAAAGUUCUCCCAAGCAAGAAGCCAUAUAAAUGUCUGCAGUGUGAAAAGACUUUCACUCAAAGAGGUAACCUUCUCAUACAUGAAAGGAUCCACACAGGGGAGAAACCAUAUGUAUGCUUGGUGUGUGGAAGAAGAUUCACUAGGAGUGGUCACCUUACAAGACAUAAAAGAAUUCACACAGGGGAGAAACCCUAUAAGUGCACUGAAUGUGGAAAGACUUUUAGUCUGAGAGAUAGUGUUAUGAGACAUAAACGCUUACAUGCAAGAGAGAAACCAUAUAAAUGCAUGGAACGUGGAAAGAGCUUCACUUACAGCAGUCAACUUGCUUGCCAUAAAAGCAUUCAUACAGGGGAGAAACCAUAUAAAUGUCUGGAGUGUGGAAAGAGUUUCAAUAAAAGUAGUUGCCUUACAUACCAUAAAAGAGUGCACACAGGAGAGAAACCAUAUAAAUGCACAGAAUGUGAAAAGAGCUUUAGUCAGAACAGUCACCUUACAAAACAUAAACGAAUCCACACAGGAGAAAAACCUUAUAACUGCCUGGAGUGUGGUAAGAGUUUUACUUACAGCAGCCAACUUAUUUACCAUAGAAGGAUUCAUACAGGGGACAAACCAUAUAAAUGUAUGGAGUGUGGAAAAAGUUUUAGUGCAAGCUCACAUCUUACAUAUCACAAAAGAGUGCACACAGGAGAGAAACCAUAUAAAUGCACGGAGUGCGGAAAGAGCUUCAGUCAGAACAGUAACCUGAUGAAACAUAGACGAAUCCAUGCAGGAAAGAAACCCUAUAAACUGUAUGAGUGUUGGAAGGGUUUCAGUAAGAGACAUUUGCUUAUUUUGCCCCCAAAAGUUUCCCCAAGAGAGAAACCCUAUAAAUGUACAGAAUGUGGAAAGAGCUUCAAUCAAGACAGUUACCUGAGGAAACAUAAGAGAAUUCACACAGGGGAGAAACCAUAUACAUGUUUUAAAUGUGGAAGGAAGUUCAGGGGAAGUGGUAGCUUUAUUACGCAUGUAAGAAUUCACACAGGGGAGAAACCAUAUAAAUGUUUGGAGUGCGGAAAGAGUUUCAGACAGAACAGUGUCCUUAUUUGCCAUAAAAGGAUUCACACAGGAGAGAAACCAUAUGAGUGCACAGAGUGUGGAAAGCACUUCAGUCAGAACAGUAACUUUAUCAAACAUAAAAGAAUUCACAGAGGGGAGAAACCUUGUAAGUGCACAGAGUGUGGAAGGAGGUUCAGUCAGAAAAGUCUACUUGUGCAACAUAAAAGAACACACACAGGGGAGAAACCCUAUACUGAAUGUGGAAAGUUUAUAACACAUAAAAGGGUGCACACUGGAGAGAAACCUUAUAAAUGCUUGGAGUGUGGAAAGAGCUUCACUUGCAGCAGAUACCUUACAUACCAUAAACGGAUUCAUACAGGGGAGAAACCAUAUAAAUGCAUGGAGUGUGGAAAGAGUUUCAAUGCAAACUCACAUCUUACAGAUCAUAUAAGAGUGCACACAGGAGAAAAAACAUAUAAAUGCACAGAGUGUGGAAAGAGCUUCAGUCGGAACAGUGUCCUUACUCGCCAUAAAAGGAUCCACACAGGAGAGAAACCAUAUGAAUGCACAGACUGUGGAAAGAGCUUCAGUCAGAACAGUGUCCUUUCUUGCCACAAAAGGAUCCACACAGGGGAGAAACCAUAUGCAUGCACAGAGUGUGGAAAGAGCUUCAUUCAGAAAAGUCUACUUGUGCAACAUAAAAGAAUUCACAGAGGGGAGAAACCCUGUAAAUGCACAGAGUGUGGAAGGAGGUUCAGUCAGAAAAGCCUACUUGUGCAACAUAAAAGAACACACACAGGGGAGAAACCCUAUAAGUGCACAGAAUGUGAAAAGAGGUUUAGUGUGAGAUGUAGCUUUAUGCGACAUAAAAGGGUGCACACAGGAGAGAAACCCUAUAAGUGUACAGAAUGUGAAAAGCAAUUUAGUGCAAGAGAUAGCUUUAUGAGACAUAAAAGGGUGCACACCGGAGAGAAACCUUAUAAAUGCUUGGAGUGUGGAAAGAGCUUCACUUGCAGCAGAUACCUUACAUACCAUAAACGGAUUCAUACAGGGGAGAAACCAUAUAAAUGCCUGGAGUGUGGAAAGAGCUUCACUCGCAGCAGAUACCUUACAUACCAUAAACGGAUUCAUACAGGGGAGAAACCAUAUAAAUGCAUGGAAUGCGGAAAAAGUUUCAGUGGAAACACACAUCUUACAGAUCAUAUAAGAGUGCACACAGGAGAGAAACCAUACGAAUGCACAGAGUGUGGAAAGAGCUUCAGUCGGAAAAGUGUGCUUAUUUGCCAUAAAAGGAUUCACACCGGAGAGAAACCAUAUGAAUGCACAGAAUGUGGAAAGAGCUUCAGUCAGAACAGUGUCCUCUUUUGCCAUAAAAGGAUCCACACAGGUGAGAAACCAUAUGAAUGCACAGAGUGUGGAAAGAGCUUCUGUCAGAACAGUCACCUUAUCAAACAUAAACGAAUCCACACAGGAGAGAAAUCAUAAAAAAGCAAGUGAACUGUAGAUUCAGGGUCAGUUGGAAGAGUCCCUUUAUAAGACAAAAUGGAAUCUAUCUGGGAAAACUAAAGAAAUGUCUGGAAUGUGGAAAUGGUUUCAAAAGGGGUCCUGCCCUUCCCAAAACAGGUCCAUUGUGGGAUACAUUAUAAUUGCUGGGAAUGCGGAGAAAGUUUGAAUACCAGCAGUGGACUUUUUGUUCAAGAAACAGGAGGGAAAAAACCCCCUAACUGAAUAUGUGAGUUUGGAUGAGCUACAUAGAUCCUAAAAAGUGGAGUGUGCAAAUACUGUAUAUUAUUGAACAUGAAAUGAUCAAUUUAGGUUAGAAAGUAUAUCAACCAAUGGAGCAAAGAAUAAUAGGACUGCCAUCUUACCAAACUGUAUAAAUGAGUGGAAUGUGGAAAGGGUAGUGAUGGCUGAAACUUCUUCAAGGUGACCUGAUAAAG
Candoia aspera is the source of this 4109-nucleotide messenger RNA. Its product is annotated as zinc finger protein 493-like. The record is from RefSeq and is a predicted model, not a curated record. Gene Ontology annotation, biological process: regulation of DNA-templated transcription. Lineage: Eukaryota; Metazoa; Chordata; Lepidosauria; Squamata; Candoiidae. The transcript is spliced from 7 exons.